AUACUCUGAUUGAUUAAACGUGUUCUGUUCCAAGAGUAAACAAAAAUGCUACUCUGUUUUGAACGUCCAUAAUAAUAGUUUUCCUGGAAAAGGAACGUCCAUAAUAUAUGAUGAUUUGAUUAGCAAUCAUGAAACUUCUUCAUUUUUUUAAGUCUUGUGUACGUAAAAGAAAGAGAGGAGGGACGAGAAAGUAGGAGGACCAACCACUAAUGGGAUCUUCCAUUCCAAAGAGAGCCAAAAAUAGUUUGGAUAGAAUUUGAAAGAACACAAACCAAAACCCAAAAACUUCAACCAGAGAGCCAGAGAUAGAAAGAUGAUCCCCGGCGUUGCUUUGACACGUGUUGCUUUCGGGUUAACCGCCUUCCUCCUCCUCGCCGCCGUGAGCAGCCAGGAGAAGUGCAGCAACACCUGCAUUGCACAAAACUGCAACAGUCUUGGCAUUCACUAUGGGAAGUACUGUGGGAUAGGUUACUUUGGAUGUCGAGGAGAACCACCUUGUGAUGAUCUUGAUGCUUGUUGUAUGACUCAUGACAAUUGUGUUGAUUUAAAAGGUAUGACUUACGUUAACUGCCACAAGCAGUUCAAACGUUGCGUAAACAAGCUAAGAAAAUCGAUUAAACGAUCUAACGGUCAAAAGAUUGGAUUCUCCACUCAAUGCCCUUAUUCGAUAGUGAUACCAACCGUGUUCAAUGGAAUGGAUUACGGCAUUUUCUUCAGUGGGAUAGGUAAUAUAUUCAAACCUCCGGUGCUGGGAAGUGUGCCCGUCGUGGAGGUGGAUCUCUCUCGGAGUAAAGUGGACACAAAGGAUGGCCUUGGAACAAAGCUAGGCCUUGGAACAAAAGAAGGCUCCAAAGUCUCUGCUUCUUUAAAUAUAUGAGCCCUUAUUUCUCUCUCUCUCUCAUCUUUGCAAAUUCUCUAACAUAUGUUUUUAACUCUAUCACGGAUCAAAAUCAAUGGGUAAUCAAUGAAUUAGCCUA
This is a messenger RNA of Arabidopsis lyrata subsp. lyrata, 977 nucleotides long. RefSeq names its product phospholipase A2-gamma. Lineage: Eukaryota; Viridiplantae; Streptophyta; Magnoliopsida; Brassicales; Brassicaceae. Gene Ontology annotation, biological process: phospholipid metabolic process; pollen tube growth; arachidonate secretion. The record is from RefSeq and is a predicted model, not a curated record. The transcript is spliced from 4 exons. Gene Ontology annotation, molecular function: calcium ion binding; A2-type glycerophospholipase activity. Bases 314 to 877 code for a protein of 187 amino acids.